Molecule: messenger RNA, 1348 nt
Organism: Penaeus monodon (black tiger shrimp)
Lineage: Eukaryota; Metazoa; Arthropoda; Malacostraca; Decapoda; Penaeidae
Gene: Nup133
Product: nuclear pore complex protein Nup133-like
Biological process (GO): poly(A)+ mRNA export from nucleus; protein import into nucleus; transcription-dependent tethering of RNA polymerase II gene DNA at nuclear periphery
Cellular component (GO): nuclear pore outer ring
Molecular function (GO): structural constituent of nuclear pore; protein binding
Source: RefSeq, a predicted model, not a curated record
UACAAGGCGAGCAGUACGAUCAAGCAGUUGGACUUGCUGAGAAGUACUGUGACUUCCGCACGCUGGUAGAAGUCUGCGAUCGUACCGACAACCAAGAAAGACUGAGCCAGUACAUGACACAGUUUGGCUCUGAGGGUUUCUCGGACUUUGUGUUCCGUUGGUACUUGGAGACAGGUAAACGAGGUCGCUUGCUGAGCCAUGGUGACCAAGGGGGCCUUUCUCGCUUCUUGCAAGACUACACUUCCCUCGCUUGGUUGCACCAAAUCCAAACCAGAGAUUUUUCAUCAGCCUCUACCACUUUACGUCAGCUUGGCUUGGAUGAGAUGACUUACCUUAGCAGAAAAAAGACAUUGUUAAGCCUUAGUAAAUUAUGCAACCUGGCUGCUAGUGUGCCAGGCAGCGCAGAUACAAGUGUGAUGGAGGAUGACACUAUGACCUUAGAAGAGGAACUCAUUCUGUACCAGGAGCAGUUGCCUGAACCGGUCCUCAAUGCGCACUCCCUUGAGGCUGAUACCAUGAAGGUCCUUUCACCUACUGAGCUUGUUCAUCUCUAUACUGGAGAUGAAAACACCUAUGCCAAUGAAUUCGACUUCAAGAAGGCCUUAGAUUUGCUUGCCUUUGUACCUGGAGAAGAAGUUCCUGAGUUGAAGAAAGACAUCUGGGUGCGUGCUGUGCUUCGCAACUCCUGGCAUCACAUGGACACAGACAAUCCACUAGAAGCAAUUAGUGACACGUUGCUUUUCAAGACUAUAGAGCUGGCAUUCACACAAGGGACUGACAUAAAGGAACUGCUACUUCCCGCUGAAGAAUUGCUGGAGUGUGAAGAACUGGGGGACCUCAAGGAAGAUGCCACAUUCAAGUUCCUGGUGAAUGCUGGCUAUGAGAAGAUCACUCAGCUGGUUGGGUAGAUUUAUUUGCAAGAAAAGGGAACAACAGGAAGGAACCUCAAGUAAUUGAAGUGGUCAUGAACUUUGGAACUGUGAUAAGUCUAGUAAAGGAUAAGUGAUAGAGCUUGUUCUAGUGGCAUUUCUCUUCUUGUGUCGGCCUGGUUAGAGAGAACAUGUUUACCUAGUGUUAUUUAAGAUGUGAUUGUUGGCUUUAUAUACAAAGAAAAGAUUAAAGUCAGUGUUCAAGAAUUAUGUGAGUUCAGGUACUAGAAGCAUUUUGAAGUUUGUGCAUGAAAUAUAAGGUACUCCCUUUUUUAUAGUUUUAUGUACUGUUAGUUUGUUUUAUUUAAGAUACAUGGAAGUACUGAUGCAUUUUAUGGUCUGCUGUACCUGAGAUUUGAAAUAUUACUGCCACAUGUAGUGUAUUAUUUUUUUUUUACAAUAAUAAUUUCUAAAAUGUA